Molecule: messenger RNA, 515 nt
Organism: Paramisgurnus dabryanus
Lineage: Eukaryota; Metazoa; Chordata; Actinopteri; Cypriniformes; Cobitidae
Source: RefSeq, a predicted model, not a curated record
AAAGUUUCUCCUCCCUUUCGUUGCACAUGAGGUGGCUUUACAGAACUACCUGAAAUUGAACACCAUCUGCCAGACCGAGAGAGACGUAUCGGAUCAAAAGCAGUGAUGUCAUAUCGGACAGAAACAAUCAAUUCUCAGCCUCAAGUGGUUACCAGUUUCACCACCUCCUCUGCUUCCGCAGACUGGAGCUCCAGUAUCUGUGACUGCUGUGACAACUGUGGCAUCUGUCUCUGUGGUACUUUUAUACCCUGCAUCUUGGGUUGUAAGGUGGCACAGGAUCAUGGUGAAAGCUGCUGUUUGCCCUUCUUACCUGGAGCUAUGGUUGCAUUGAGAACCAGCAUGCGUAACAAAUAUCAUAUCAGUGGCUCUGUUUGUGAUGACUGGGUCAUGAUGUCCUGCCUUGCCCCUUGUGGAAUCUGCCAGAUGGCUCGAGAACAGAAAAUGAGAGGCUAAAUAGAAAAUUGAAGAUGAAAAUAUCCUGGAGGACAGAUUAUUUUAUUGUAUAACAAAUACAU